UGUGUCGAGGAUAUUUUAUUGUGAUUAAUUUAAUUUUAUUGAAAUAUCAUAACUUAACAAUGGUGUAUUAGUGGUGAAAUUAUUAAGAAACUCAUAUAUUAGGCUUACGUGACUAAUUAUUUACACGAAACAUGCCUUCUUUAUUAAGUAUCAAGAUAAAAGACUCGUUGCCAGUGGAGGCUGGUAUCGAUUCCUCCACUAAGGACAGCCUUAUGAAGAUAGAUGGGUGCUACAAUAGGAACAUAUUCAAUAAUAAGACUAUAGUGAACUCGCGUCGUGCGCUACAGUCUGGGGCUGAUAAAAUAUCUAAAACAUUCAAAAGCAUGAGAAAUACUUUCGACAACUUGUCUCAGCACUUUCGUUCUGGACGGAGAAGACAUAGGCUGGCCGAAACGAGCUCGCCCUGUAGGACUCCUUCUACACCAGUUAAAAAGAAACAGAUUCUGGGAAGAACUCCAGCUAAAUUGUACAGCCCAUUUGGGAUAGAGACACCUCACAACCGAGAUUUCAGGAUGUCGCCAUACAUGCCUGAUACUCCAGAGCAUGACUUAUCACCAAAGCGUCGUAAGGGAGUUCCAUGGCAUGUUUUAACGAAGAAAAGGCCACGGGCACUCUUCCAUUAAACGAAAAAUUCAAUUUGCUGCAAAAUACCCAAUUUACUAUGGUAGACCAAAAACUAUGUUACACUAUUUUAUAAUAUGAAGUACUAUGUUCCCAUAUCUGUUAGGUAUUCAAUAUAAUUAUUGUAAUCUGGUUAAAUUUGCUCAGCAGGAACAAUUGAUAACUACAUAUUUUUAACAUUACCAAAGAUAAUUUUAUAACAAUAAUUCGGCAGCUCGCAUAAAUACGAUGAUAAUAUUAUUAACAUGUAGUUCUCAAGUGUUCAUUGCUAAGCUAAUCUAAGGUUGGAUACUUAUCUAGUCCAUUACAGUUAGCCUAAAUGACACUGACGGCUGACCAGACAGUGCAAACUGAGACAAUUUUACUGGCGGACAGCACUAUCCCGCAACUCCACUCGGUAGGUGUAACGGCCCAUACCACGAAACGGUUUUGAGACUCAAACAAUCAUACGAGAAUGCCGAGUCCAUAUUCAUAUAUUCAUAUUUCUUUAUUUGCUUCAAAAGUGGUACAUUUUGGUGUUACAGUCCUACUCUAACAAACGUGAAAUGACGUUGUUAGAGCAGGACGCGGCAUUC
Molecule: messenger RNA, 1196 nt
Organism: Aricia agestis (brown argus)
Lineage: Eukaryota; Metazoa; Arthropoda; Insecta; Lepidoptera; Lycaenidae
Exons: 4
Coding region: 132-623 (163 amino acids)
Source: RefSeq, a predicted model, not a curated record